This is a messenger RNA of Bursaphelenchus xylophilus (pine wood nematode), 2903 nucleotides long. The record is from the annotation of a GenBank genome assembly. Lineage: Eukaryota; Metazoa; Nematoda; Chromadorea; Rhabditida; Aphelenchoididae.
AUGCCAUCCUUGGCUCCACAAAUGCGACUUCCCUUCCGGAAAAGUCGACAGUGCUACGAGAUCAAUCCCCCGGAUCAAGUCCAUAAUGUCGUCUACCUCGGGAAUGUCCUCACUAUUAUGGCAAAGGGCGAUCAAAGUAUUGAGCGACCAUUGCACGCGAUAUGGGCGUCUUACUCGACCAGGAAACGAGACGUAGCCAUGAAAUUGAGUGUAACGCGGCAGGGAUUGAAGGUCGAGACCAAGGAACUCGGGUAAGUAGUGCAGUUAACUGCUUUGGAGCUGCAAAAUCGCCAAAUUUUUACUUUUUUGUAUUGUUUUUGUGCUGUUUGGUAAAGAAAAGUUAUUGAUUUUGAAGGGAAGGCCUUCGAUAUUACACUAUAACGUUACACUUCCUUGCAUCGUUCUUUCGCUUGGGAACCAUUAAAAUUUAUGGUCAAAUCGAAGGGAAAACAAUCAAAAUCAAUGGGAAUUUGAGCAGACAACCUUCGAUUUUACUUUGGCUUAGCUUUUCAAAGAAUAAAUUAAAGAAACAUACGGAAAAGAUAAAAAAAAAAGCUAAAUUAUCAUCAAAAUCAUCUAAAUCAAUGUAAUUUAAUCUAAUCUCGCUCGAUUUUAGUGUCACCGAGUAUUGGGCCCAUCGAAUUACCUACUGUUUUGCGCCUCCCGAGUACCCUCGAGUCUUCUGCUGGGUCUACAAGCACGAGGGAAAGCGGAUGAAGCCCGAACUCCGCUGUCACGCCGUCCUUUGCCGGAAACGCACUGAGCCGGCGAAAAUCGCCGAGACCCUGACCAACUACCUGCACGCGGCGUUGCUGGUAAGUCUGCGUGAGAAACGCGACCCUCUCGUCUUCGUCAAAAUGUUGUGAAAUCGGUCCUUUUACGGUGCCCACGCGUUUCUCUUUUUUUCUGCAAAAUUUUACACAAAACCGAUCACAACUGCCAGAAAAUUGUUAACCAAAGAAGGAAAUUAAUCAGCAUUCCUUCCUUGUAGUGCAAACAAUUCGAAGAACCGAUUUUACCUACAAAAUUGGGAGAAAACACAUCACUAUUAUUGAUUUUUUCAGGAAUACAAACGAGAAAAAUUGGCCAUGGAAAAGGCGAGGAAAUCGGUGGUAACUGGUCCCCAGAAUGGAGAGUUGUUGCCCAGGAGGAAGAUGAUGCUCCAAAGUGGUACCCUCAACUUCCGCCCGCCCGUAAAUCGCUCCAAAAGUGCGCCUCGGUUGGGUUCCAUCAACGAGGAGGAUGAAUUGGAUGAAGACGAGCUAAAUCUGCACGAUCAGAGUGUCAGCGACUACGAAUUCGAUGAGGUGAGACUUGCAUCCUAUUUUAACGCAUUUCUGUUGACAUUUGGGUCUAAUUUUAGUCCAUUUUUAUUCCAUUUCCCACAUUACACUUGACUUUAUUACCAAAAUAAUGUUUUUUCUGCAAAGUGUGGCCAAAAAUACUUGCGAAUUAUGAAAUUAAGUCGUGUUUACGACGCGGCGUCCUCUCCGAUAAUAUGCCACCUGUUUUUGAUGCGAAAGUCGCGGUUAAUUACCUAAAGUAUCAAGUUUUUGGUUAUGAAACCGCAAGUUUUUUGUUGUUUCUGACGGCCAAUUUGUGCAAUUACCGUCAGUGGAGUGGGAUUGUUUUGACUUCUUUGUUUGGUUCCUACAGCGUUUCGAGUGUUUUAAUUCCAUUUCCCUCGAAUAAUUUGCCUGGUUAAUAUAAUAAUGUAAUAAUUGCUGGGUCAUCGGUUUCCCAAUUAGCCGCUGCUUCGUCGCGCUCUGUUUUCGAAUCGAUUCCGGAUCCGCACGCCGAAAAAACUUUCACCCAACGUCGAAAUUAAAGCCCCCGAGGGCAUUUCCCUUGUUUUAAUGAAUAAAGUAAUGUGGGGGUUAAUGAAGCCCUCAGGCUGAUAUCCUGGGAAUUGAUAAGCGACAAACCGAAACAAAUUGGAUUUGAAUUACACGUUAAGGAAAGGGGAAGGGUGUGACGGGGAGGAUCAAGGGAAAGUAGUGGGUUUCCAGUACUCUGAGGGGGAAAUAAUAGAAUUAAAGCGAACGUAGCCGCAGGGGAUUUGGUUCAGACGCAAGGACGACAAUGUUUGAUCAACUAGGGGACUAAAAAUAUCUAGAAUUUGAGGGAAAGCCAAGUGUAAGGAAGAAAAAAACUGAUGAAAUCACUAGUAUAAUGUAAUUGUUGAAAAUUAAUGUUAAUGCCGAUAUUUUCAGUCAUCUGACGCCGAAUCGUUCGGAUAUCGAGAGACCCCUCUUCUGGGAGGUCCACCUAGCCUCAGGGCGUCGAAUCAUUCGUUCAGCCAAGAAUCCACGACCUCAACUUCCACCCAAGAAUCAUCAACUGCCUCAGGGCCCACAAAUCCCCCCUUCCGAAGGCAGCUUUCCCUGUGUUCGGCUAAUCGAAAACGCUUCGCUGAGAGCCGAUUCCAAGGCGCGAACACGGUGAACGUCUGCGAGAGGGAAGAGUUUGAAGAGGGGGUUGUUUUGGAAGAGGAUGAACUCCCAAAUGAAGAAGGGCAGUCCUCUGCCUCGAGCUGUGCCAGCCUUGACGAUGGAUUCGGCUCUUCGGCUAGCCACAACUCGGACUUUGCAUUCAAGCAAGAUUACCCUCAAGCACCGCAGAACUCGCCGAAUUAUACGGAAAAGUCCAAAACCGGUUCUCAAAUCACACUUACACCUGAUUUGACGGAGCUUUCGAACGAACUCAGCCAAUUGUGCAGAGUCAACAAACGCCCGGAACAGACGAGUAUAGAUUCGGACGGUCUGCUGAGCGAUGAGAGCGGCUUCAGUGAGGCCAAAAUGCCGUUGGGGUACAACAGUGAUGAGGAAUUGAACAACAACAUUGACCCGGUUCAAGAGGUCAAACGAAUUCUCCAGAAUAACUGCCAAGUCACCGCUGUCUGA